AUGCAGAACAAGAAGCUGAACGUCGAAGUGCGCACAGAGCGUGCACAUAAGACUAUGGCGAUGUUAGAGGAGCGGUACCGCAACUCAAACAAGGAACCCAUACACUUCCAACUCCUUAAAGUACAAAGAUACCAAGCACUUAUGUACUACGGACAACAAGCACAGGUGGAUGCUCUCAUCAAGGCAGACAAGCAACCUGAUGGAAGUGAGGGGCACUUAUCAGAUAUAGAACACACUAAGUUUCAUACUAUGACUGAGGCAAGCAUAAGAGCGGAGUCCAAGGUGCAAAGAGACCGAAUGCCAAGGGAACAGUUGCGAGUGCAGAACAAGCGUCAAAACACGCAGACAACCAACCACGCUGAGAGUAAUAACGGUGCACCCAAUCAAACCAAACCAAUAGGACAAGCCCAAGAGAAGAAAGGGGAACGCGAGGAGCGCGCAUGUCCUUAUUGUAAGGUGAUGCCAGCCCCACAUCGCUUCAGUCAAUGUCCCAUGAAGGCGUCGAAUCAGACCACGCAGGCUGAGGAGCGUGUUUGA
Messenger RNA from Sphaeroforma arctica JP610, 537 nucleotides. RefSeq lists its product as hypothetical. The record is from RefSeq and is a predicted model, not a curated record. The transcript has 2 exons. Lineage: Eukaryota; Ichthyosporea; Ichthyophonida. The coding region runs from base 1 to 537 and encodes 178 amino acids.